Messenger RNA from Ascoidea rubescens DSM 1968, 1360 nucleotides. RefSeq names its product lipase family protein. Gene Ontology annotation, biological process: lipid metabolic process. Lineage: Eukaryota; Fungi; Ascomycota; Saccharomycetes; Ascoideales; Ascoideaceae. The transcript has a single exon. The record is from RefSeq and is a predicted model, not a curated record. Bases 140 to 1201 code for a protein of 353 amino acids.
AGCAGCAGAAGAUUGGCGCUUAGUUCAGAAGAAGAAGCACAAAAUGUGCUGUGCGAGAUGGCUUUCUUUUAGUGAUAAAUAAUGGUUUGCUGGUGUUUAUCCUUGGUGAUGUUCUCUCACAAGAGCUGAAAUCAAAUACAUGAUGGAUAUAACACAACUCUUGUUUUUAUUUAUUUCAGCUAUAGCUAUUAAAUGCUGCUAUAGCUAUUCCGAUGAGACAUAUGAUCAGCUUGUCCAGGGUAUUAACUAUUGCACAGUUACCAGUUGCAUUGAUCAUGGUUUGACUUUGGGUGAAUUACCUGAUUCAUGUCAAUUAUCACUCUGUAUUAAUGAUUUGAUUACUUCCAAAUUACAAAUUCAUACUAUUUUUCAGCCAAAUAAACAUAAUAACGAUAGGUUACCAGGUAUGACUGGUUUUACUGCUGUAAAUCAUAUAAAUCAAGAAAUCAUCGUGGCGUUUAGAGGAUCAACUAAGCUAAUUGAUUGGUUAACUGACUCAAUUGCAAAACCUGUGCCUUAUUCACCAAUCCUAUCAAAGUAUAAAGAAUGUGGUGAUUCUUGUUUGGUCCAUCUCGGGUUUUAUAGUGCUUUAAAAAACUCUUUUAGAGUCAUUAGAGAAUCUGUAGUUUCUCUCAGAAAAACUUAUCCAGAUUAUAGAUUGUUUAUCACAGGGCAUUCAAUGGGUGCAGUGUUUGCUAUUUUGGCUGGUAUUGAAUUUCAGUUAUCUGGUUAUGACCCUCUAAUUAUUUCUUACGGUUUGCCGAAAUUUGGUAACAUGAAAAUGUGUGAAUGGAUAGAUGAAAUCUUUGAUACUGAAAAUGUCUCUUAUAUGAUUGAAGCAAACCAGCUUCCCCAGAGUGGUUAUAUAACAGUAAUUCAUAGAGGUGAUUACGUUCCUUAUUUGCCCUUUGGUUCUCUAUAUUCUUCUGCUGGUGCGAACUUUUUCAUUUAUAAAAAGCAUUUACCUCAUGAAAAACAUGAUGUUGUUUUUCAGGGAUCAAACCUAUAUAAUAUCAAGAAUGAUAUCGAUCAGUUAGAUCAAAACGAAAUUGAUUAUAUCAGAUCAGUUUCCACUUCUUUUGAUAUUUUGCACAAAUAUGAACAUGGAAGAUAUUUCGAUAAAGUCACCCAAAGCCCACAAUGUCCAGCCAAUGUUAAUAGAAAUGAUGGAAAUGAAGAGAUGGAACGUGAUUAUAGUUAAUAAAUAAUAGUUAAACUUUUCCGUAUCAGGAAACACGGAUUGACUUUUAUUAUUUUUUUUCGAACUUUAACUUUUCGCGUUUUUGAUUCAAUUUGGAACUUUGAAUUUGUCUGAAAAAUUUUAUCCCAAGAUAAUCUCUACUAUACAAAAUGUUACAAU